This is a messenger RNA of Lachancea meyersii CBS 8951, 1122 nucleotides long. The record is from the annotation of a GenBank genome assembly. NCBI's taxonomy places the organism in Eukaryota, Fungi, Ascomycota, Saccharomycetes, Saccharomycetales, Saccharomycetaceae.
AUGUCAGCCAACUCCUUGCGACAGUGGCUGAAGGUCGCGCGAAAACAGGUCAAACAGCUCCGUCAAACACUGGACGAUGAACUACAAAAUGUUCUGGAGAGGAACAUCCUUAGACCUCAAAAAUCUCUAGUCAGAGUGCCCGUACCCGUCAGACGGGGGGUUUCGUUGGGAAACGGGACUCGUUACUUACACACGACUUCACGGAACUCCGCCCAAGCCGGGCAAAGAGCUCAAAAAUCGUGUAACAAUUCUGCACCUAGGUUCGCCACAUCUAGCGGACGGGGCGUAUUUUCACAGUUCAACGGCGCCUACAGAGCCCCUAGAGGUGUACCUCGUGGUCUCUAUACUAACUGGAACAUGUAUACGAUGCGUUUUGCGUCCGGACGAGCAUACUCAACUGCUGCCAUCAGAAUCACUCAUGAUGCAGCUCAAAACAUGGCGAUCUCUUUGCGAUGCUUUUUCAACCUCUGGGACAGCUUUGUCCCCUCUCAUAAUCAUGGCGAGAGCGCUAGACUUGCUCUUCGCGAGACAGGUAACGGCAGGAAACGUCUAUGUGCCGAGGAAAUCUCCGUGAUGCGUGCUAUGGAGGUGUGCCGUAUGAUCCAAGAUCACAGACAGGAGCUGAUGUUGGAUGGAGGAAACGAAACCGGGAGCGAAGCCUUGGGGUGUGUGGUCGACUUCCAACUGCCACGACUCGACGUGUCGCAAAUGCCUUCUAUGGUGUUUGCAUGCGACGAAGCGCUAGACAAGUGGCGCGACGAGCUAGUGGAAUGCCACGCCAUGAUGCGAAAAAUCGAGGAGAGCGUUCGAACCAUCUACAAGAACUACGGUGCGUUGCCCUUGGAGUUUGGCGAGUCCUUUGUACGGGUCCGAUUUCCGAACCUUACGAUGGCCGAGGCCGAGCUUCUGAUGCGAGACCUGGGACUGACGCUGGGUCUCGUUCUUCCAGAACCAACUUUCGCCAGCGAUUUGGACCAGAAAGCGUGGCAUGCCAAUCCGAACGAAAUGCACAAAAAGGGAUUUCCGAUGUCUGAUUUCGACCCGGUACUGUCGCCCUCGUCCUCGUCGCCCUCAGAGUCGCAGCUUUCUGGCGACUUCUCAAUACUGUCGUCUCAGGCGUGA